ACCAAGAGACGUGGCUAUCCCCAACGUGUGAGGCAGCGGGAGAAAGGAGCAACUUUUGAUGGCCACUCCCAGUUAUGCUAAUUUAAACAUGGGCGGAGCUUAUCUGUGCGAGGGUGUUUAGGGAGGAGCAAUGGCCGCUGACGCUCCGGGACCGGGCCUGAGCGAGGCCUUCGAGCGAGGCUGGCGCAUUCACGAAGAGCUUGAGCGCGGCGAGGAGUCGGCGGACGGCGCCUCGCAGGCGCGGGCGCUCGAGGCGAUCGCCCUUCUCGAGCGCGCCACGGAGAUGGUCAACGAGCUACAGCUGUUCAGCCGCAACGAGUCCCUGGAGGAGGUGUCGACGAGGGACCUGCGCUACCUGCUGCUGCCGGCGCUGCUCGGCUCGCUCGCCCAGCGCUCGUGCCGCGGGGCCGCCGCCGGCCGCGCCGACGCGCUCCGCCGCUCCGCCCGCUACCACCGCGACUACCUGCGGCGGGCACGCGACUACGGCGUGCGCGGAGCCACGCUGGGCGGCGACGACGACGAGGAGGAGGAGGAGGAGGUGAGGGAGGAGGGGCGGCGGCGGGGCGGCGACGACGGCGGCGACAUCGCCGCCGUCAUCAACGGCCCGCCGAACCUCGCCGCCAUGGCCGAGCGGAGGAGGGCGAAAAUAGAGAGGUACCGCCUUCGCAAGGAUGCGGAGGAGCGUCUUGCGGCGUUGCGAGCUCGGGGUCUGCGCGGGGGUGGCGAGGGUGGCGAGGGUGGCGAGGGUGGCGAGGGCGGCGAGGGUGGCGAGGGUGGCGAGGGUGGCGAGGAGCGCCUGCGGGAGGAGCUGCUGCUGCAGUUGCAGCAGUGGGCGGCGCGCUGCCUCGACGACCUCGACUCCAUCGCCAGCGAGCUGCCCCUGCUGCAGCACGCACAGCACAGGCAGCAGGUGGGGGCGCCGUCUCGGCCACCGCGACCCCACGGACCCCCCACACAGCCCCUGGUGCUCACGAGGAAUGCCCUACAGAGCAGGGUGUUGGGGCUGGGCUACCCGGCACGCCCUGUCAUGUCCGUGCAGCAGUGGUAUGAGGAACAUCUACGCAAGGGCAUGCUGCCAGACCAGGGCCUGUCCGCCACCACCAUCGAAAGCGCUCCGGAUGAGGAGCGAGGAGGAGGAGGUGAUGCGGAGGGCGGCGGCGGCGGCGACGAAGAGGAUGGGGGCGACGAUGAGGAGGCGCUGCGCCGCGCACGCGAUUGGGAUGAAUGGAAGGACACUCACAGGCGAGGCUGGGGCAACCGCAAAAACAUGGGAUAGAGUCCGCCGGACCGCACCGGACCGGACUAACCCCAGGGCGCGCCACCGACAGGGCGGAUCGCACUCCGGCAUCCACCACCACCACCACCGCCGCCACGCCGUUGGGUCUGCAGUCACACGCUGGGCUGGACUGCGGUUGGGCACCGGACCGGAUUAGAGUAACACACCGGACCGGAUUAGAGUAACACACCAGACCGGACUCUCAACCGCCACCGCCACCACCAACACCAACAACACGUGCACCAGGACCGGAUUGAGGCCAGACACUGGACCGGGACUCUGACCACCGCCAACACGCACCGGGACCGGCCACCGGCGCCACACACCGGACCGGAGCAAGCUACCACACUCGCCCCGCACCACGCUCGCCAACGCGCCCAACGCUGGUGCUCCGUGCUCCGCGCUCCUCUCGUUCAAUCCGCUUCAGGUUUUGCUGUUCGAUUUUUUUAUUGUUAAACUUUUUUUUUUUUCGGGGACCCCCCCCCUCCUCCUCCCCCCCACGUGACCCCCACACCCCAUCUCUCCUGUGCGACCCCCACGUGACCCCCGCGCCCCCUCCCCCCCCUGUGUGACCCACGUGACCCCCGCCCCCCCCACCCUUUUGGUAUCGCCGUUAACCUCUGAACAACAACCAACAGCCGCCACCACGUGGGGACAAUACGAAUCCCUCCUCCUACACCACGUGGGGACAAAACGAAUCCCUCCUCCUACACCAUGACCACGUGGGGACAAUACGAAUCCCUCCUCCUACACCACGUGGGGACAAAACGAAUCCCUCCUCCUACACCAUGACCACGUGGGGACAAUACGAAUCCCUCCUCCUACACCACGUGGGGACAAAACGAAUCCCUCCUCCUACACCAUGACCACGUGGGGACAAUACGAAUCCCUCCUCCUACACCAUGACCACGUGGGGACAAAACGAAUCCCUCCUACACCACCACCACCACAUGGAGACAAAACGAAUCCCUCCUCCUCCUACACCACCACGUGGGAACCAAACGAAUCCCUCCUCCUCCUACACCACCACGUGGGGACAAAACGAAUCCCUCCUCCUCCUACACCACCACGUGGGGACAAAACGAAUCCCUCCUCCUACACCACCACGUGGGGACCAAACGAAUCCCUCCUCCUCCUACACCACCACGUGGGGACAAUACGAAUCCCUCCUCAUCCUACACCACGUGGAGACAAAACGAAUCCCUCCUACACCACCACUACCACGUGGGGACAAAACGAAUCCCUCCUACACCACGUGGGGACAAAGCGAAUCCCUCCUACACCAUGACCACGUGGGGACAAAACGAAUCCCUCCUCCUCCUACACCACCACGUGGGGACAAAACGCAUCCCUCCUCCUACACCACCACGUGGGGACAAAACGAAUCCCUCCUCCUACACCACCACCACCACGUGGGGACAAAACGAAUC
Petromyzon marinus (sea lamprey) is the source of this 2706-nucleotide messenger RNA. RefSeq names its product immunoglobulin-binding protein 1. Gene Ontology annotation, biological process: regulation of dephosphorylation; regulation of signal transduction. The record is from RefSeq and is a predicted model, not a curated record. Gene Ontology annotation, cellular component: cytosol. NCBI's taxonomy places the organism in Eukaryota, Metazoa, Chordata, Hyperoartia, Petromyzontiformes, Petromyzontidae. Gene Ontology annotation, molecular function: protein phosphatase 2A binding.